Molecule: messenger RNA, 3306 nt
Organism: Saccharomyces kudriavzevii IFO 1802
Lineage: Eukaryota; Fungi; Ascomycota; Saccharomycetes; Saccharomycetales; Saccharomycetaceae
Gene: ECM32
Product: RNA helicase
Exons: 1
Coding region: 1-3306 (1101 amino acids)
Biological process (GO): nuclear-transcribed mRNA catabolic process, nonsense-mediated decay
Cellular component (GO): cytoplasm
Molecular function (GO): RNA helicase activity
Source: RefSeq, a predicted model, not a curated record
AUGAGCUUCCAGUGUAAAACUUGUGGCCAUACCUCAAAUGCUGAGCAAAUGAUGAAGCACCUCUCAGCCACCAGACAUAAAACAGUUUUCAAUAUUGCAAGUGAUGAGGAUAUCUGUUGUGAAGAAUGCCAAGAUACAAAUAUUCACCAACUUCAUAUCAUUAGGUUUGGGGGUGAGGAUAUGAUCUUACUUUGUAAUUCGUGCUUUCGAAAAGGAUAUUCAGAGAUGGAACGUCCAUCAACUAGUUAUUCAUUACAAAAUGGCUCCAUAUUGAAAUUUUGGGGUAAGUAUGUUAAGGUCAGGGAGUGUUGCUGUGAUAACUGUGGAGAGGAAACUAAUUUAAACGUAAACAGAAACGCGGAAGUAUUAUGUGACAAAUGUUUACCGAGCUCGAGUAAAAGCAGAGAAUUUACUUCUGAAAAGAGUGGAAGAUUUUUAUACAUCUACCUCGGAUUCAAAGAAACACCUAAUACUGCAAGGAAGCCCAGAGAAAGGGGAAGAAGAAGAGUUGGUAGAGGGAAGAAUGGUGAUAAGCAUGGCAAAUCCAAAAAGGAGAAGAAGGAAACUUUUGAAGACAAAAUAAGUAGAAUCGCCUACAAAGUGAAAAAGGAAAAUAGCAUUAUUCAGAGCUCUAGUAAUUCCAGUUUGAAAAACUUUAAAGGUUUCAGGGCAAUAGAAAGCGAUCCAAAAAUUACUGCAAAAACAAACAAAUUAGCGACCCAAAGAGGCAAUCCUAGCUCAUCGAAUAGAAAGAAAGGAAAAGAAAACAAGACAAAUUAUAAGAAAAAUAUUGAUCACCCAAACAGCAUUCCAGAAGCUAGGAAGAAAAACACUAAGCGAACUCCGGCAAACUCUGAUGUCAAAAGCAAAGUAAAAUCGGAUAAGUUACCCCAAUCAAAAGCUUCGAAUGAGGAUGCGUCAAGUGCCAUGAAUGAUAUUUCUUUGAGAAAGAGUAAAACAGCAGAUAUGGAUCAAAAGAUCAGUACUAACGGUAAAAAAGGCAAUGAAAAUGCGCAAGAAGGCAACUUAAACUUGAAUAGCCAAAAAAAUGCACUUAACAGGAAACGGAAUAGCCCGGCAGAUGAACAAACCAAGAAAUGGAAAGUUGGUUCUGAUGCUGAGUAUUCCAAGGAACCGAGCGUUUGUCUAAACGAAAAAAUCACUAUAACGGAAGAAAAACGAAAUCACCAAAGAAAGACUAAUGAUGAAUCAGUGUUGAAGGAUAAAUUCCCAUCUCCAAUGAUACGUAGGAAAUCAGAGAUAAGUUCACAUCAAGGUAAAGAUGUUGAAAAAACCAAAGAUGGAAAACUAAUUUAUGAAGAAGGUGAACCACUGACAAAAUAUAAUUCCUUUAAGCCAACGCUCUCAUAUCCUGAUUUGAACACGUACUUGAAUGACUACUCUUAUGCCAUAUUUUUGGAACAGCGAUUAGAGAAUGACUUCGUUCAAAAUUUCAAUAUACUGUGGCCUCGCAAUGGAAAAGACACAGCUUUCAUCAUCAAUGUUGACAAGAACAACAACCGCGAACUUGAAAAACUGCUUCCUGCAAACUUACUCGCGCUCGGUAGACCAGCAUUCAAUGAGAGACAACCGUUCUUCUUCUGCACUCAGGAUGAAACGCAAAUUUGGUAUAUUUUUAUUAAGGAACUUUCUGUUCAAAGAGGUAAGUACGUGUUAUUGGUGGAGCUGUUUUCGUGGAAUAAUUUGAAAUUACCGACGAAAAAUGGAUCAUCUCAAUUCAAGCUCUUACCCACUUCUGCACAGGCAAGUAGAAUUUUGUUUGCGAUGACCCGUAUUACGAACCCAAAAUUCAUUGAUCUAUUAUUGGGCCAGAAGCCCAUUAAAGAGAUUUAUUUCGAUAAUAGAUUGAAGUUUUCCAGUGACAAACUGAACCGCUCUCAGAAGACUGCUGUAGAACAUGUUUUAAACAAUAGUAUUACAAUUCUGCAAGGCCCGCCUGGUACAGGCAAGACAUCAACCAUCGAGGAAAUAAUCAUUCAAGUGAUUGAAAGGUUCCAUGCAUUCCCCGUAUUGUGUGUUGCCGCGUCCAAUAUCGCAAUUGAUAACAUUGCUGAGAAAAUUAUGGAGAAUAGGCCCCAGAUAAAGAUCUUGAGAAUACUGUCAAAGAGAAAGGAGCAACAGUAUGGCGACGAUCAUCCGCUCGGAGAAAUCUGUCUCCACAAUAUUGUGUAUAAGAAUCUUUCACCAGAUAUGCGGGUGGUGGCAAACAAAACUCGCAGGGGUGAGGUGAUAUCCAAAUCAGAAGACGCCAAGUUUUACAAAGAAAGAAAUCGUAUCACCAACAAGGUCGUAUCUCAAUCACAAAUCAUUUUCACCACUAACAUCGCAGCUGGUGGACGGGAAUUGAAAGUCAUCAAAGAAUGUCCCGUGGUGAUAAUGGAUGAGGCUACACAAUCCUCAGAGGCCUCCACGCUAGUUCCACUUUCAUUGCCGGGUAUAAGAAAUUUUGUCUUCGUUGGUGACGAAAAGCAACUAUCCAGUUUCAGCAAUAUCCCUCAGCUAGAAACCUCGCUAUUUGAAAGAGUCUUAUCCAACGGCACGUACAAGAAUCGGCUGAUGCUAGAUACACAGUACAGAAUGCAUCCGAAGAUCAGCGAAUUCCCCAUAAAGAAAAUCUACAACGGUGAAUUGAGAGACGGUGUGACGGGGAAACAAAAGGGAUGGCCUGGCGUGGAGCAUCCGUUAUUCUUCUACCACUGUGAUUUGGGGUCGGAGAGCAGAGUGAGAAGCGCGCAAAGAGACAUAGUCGGCUUCACGUACGAAAACAAACACGAAUGCGGAGAGAUCGUGAAUAUUGUUCAAAUACUACUGUUGGACAAGAAAGUGCCGCUGGAGGAAAUUGGUAUCGUAACUCCGUAUUCCGCGCAGCGCGAUCUGCUGUCAAACAUCUUGACCAAAAACACAGUCAUCAACCCUAGGCAGAUUUCCAUGGAGCAAGAAUAUGACGAAAUCGAGCUAUUUAACGCGGCCGGUUCCCAAGGUGCCAGCAGCCUGCAAAACAAUGUGAUCAACAUCGUCAACGGUCUGCACGUCGCUACCGUGGACUCAUUUCAAGGCCACGAAAAAUCUUUCAUUAUAUUUUCAUGUGUCAGAAACAACGCCGAAAACAAAAUCGGAUUUUUACGUGACAGGAGAAGACUAAACGUGGCAUUGACAAGAGCAAAGCACGGACUAAUCGUGGUGGGUAACAAGGAUGUCUUAAAAAAGGGAGACCCGUUGUGGAGAGACUACGUCACCUACCUCGAGGAACAAGAUGCCAUAUUUACGGACCUCGCGGCCUACUAG